AUGUCCUCGGGGAACAAACGCACGAGGUCUGUGAACACCCCACCACAAGAGAAUGCCGGGAAUUCCACGUCGCGUUUGCUGAAUCAAGUGGCGUUGGCCUUCGACCACCACAGCCUGGAUCAAAUGUUCCCCCUCUCAAUGAAUAUGAACAAGUUUCUUCGACUCAUGGGAUUACGGUCACCUCCGGAGCUCUGCGAAUUUCCUGACGAUGCAGACAGCACAGAGAAGUGGGUGACCGCAAGGCGAAAGCUGCUCCACAAACUAUUAAUGAACUAUAUCGUUGACAUCGUAUCAACCUCAAAAAAUGAACAGAUGGGUUCGUUGAAUAUGGGGAUAUUACGGGAACAGAGUCUGGAAUUGAGUCGUGUGUUUAUAUCUGGUUUCUUGGUGUAUUUGGGUGCAUUGCCAGUAGGUUUUGAAGCCUUGAUAGAUGACGACUUGUUGAUGUGUGCGGCUAUAUGUCGGGUGUAUGCGACACAAGUACGGCAGACGUCAUUGUUGCAAUCGAUUCAGCGGUACGUGAGUCUGAGUGACCGUUUAGCACACAUCUAUGUGACCUCUCUUUCCUUCGUGGUGCAGUCGGCUUCGGUCCUGGUGAAGGCGUUGAGUACGACGACUUUAGACCAUCACCACGACGCGGAUCACCACCAUCAUCAGGACGACCACCACCACGAUGACGACCGUCUUGAUGACGACCGUCUUGAUGACGACCGUCACCACCACCACGAUGUGGACCACCACGAAAUGGACCACCACCACCAGCUGGAACAAACGUUGUUUGUUGAAUCAAGCCGGAGGUCGGUCGGUGUAAAGGCCGAGGAGCUAGGCGGAUCGACGCGGCUGUCUACGGCUGUGACGCAGCUGUUGGCGUUGGUCGUACAACGGGUUUCGAGCUGGCCAUCGCCGUUGUUGGACGGGCGGUUCUCGUUAUUGAGUCUGAAGGAGGCAUCAGGGAAGGCAUGGCGUGAGGCGAAGCAAGGCGAAUUGCGGGUACAAACGCGUGUGGCCGGAGAGUUACGACCGGUUGUGGGUUGUACUCCCUUCGGUUGGCUCUCACUUACACACCUGGUCGCCUUUUCGGACGUGCCCGCCUUCCGCCAAUUCCAACGAGGUAUACAGAUGCGGCCUCGUCCGCCUCUGUUCCCUCGGGAACAUGAUUUGGUUGAAGCACCAUUCCCACCGCUCGACCGACUCGCGAUACGCACACGCACAAAGCUCAAGUUCACAAUCGCGAGCAUGGCCAACGUCAAAGAUACUUUCUACUGGUGGAGUCUUCUGUGCGCAGCCACCCGCAUGUGUGCCAUCGGGCCCUGGGACCAGCCACUCACUUGGGCACAGGUCCUACAACUCGCACCCCCAUCAUGCCGCCGAUGCCUCGAUCAAGCAGACGGCAAAAUACCCCAACAAGCAGACGGCAAAGAACCCCAACAAGCAGACGGCAAAGAACCCCAACAAGCAGACGGCAAAGAACCCCAACAAGCAGAGGGCCCCCAACAAGAAGAUGAUAACUCGCGGGACAAGACCAUGGCCGGGAGUAACGCAGUGUUGCUGGGGCUGGAGAGUGUGUGGACACACGCUCUAACCCGGGGACAGAUGGACCCGACUUUCGCCUUGCGACAUGUCCUACGAGUCAUAGCCGCCGCAAGUCGGGAACGACGUGAAGCUGCCACCGUGCCCGCAACCGUGGUCGAGGACGGCACCGCCAAGGCCUCCGUUCAAGGCAGCAUCAACGUCUACGCCGUCGCCGUCCUGGCCCUCGCACUCCGCUUCUUCGGACCUUACGCCCUCGCCCGCGAAUAUCGACGCCUAGCCACCUGCUACCGUAACGCGCUCCUUCUCACACACACCGCCAAAACCGGGCUCGGCUUUCCCACGACCGGCAACAACGCGGUCGGGAAUGGAGCGGGGAAUGCGGCCGGUAAUGCGGCAGCAGGAAAUGGAGCGGGGAAUGCGGCGAACGGGAAUGCGGCGGCCGGGAGUGCCGCGACCGGGACUGCAGCGGCCGGGAGUGCGGCGACCGGGAGUGCGGCGACCGGGAGUGCGGCGGCCGGGAGCGCGACCGUCGAGAUUUACGUCGACGACCCCAUCCAGACCGCCUUAGUCAAGGGCGCCGCUGCUGUUCCCUUCCGAAGCAACCGUGGCGAACCGGUCACCGAAGCAUUUAGGUUCUCCAUGCAAACAUUCGUGCCCGACCAACUCGUCACCGGCUACGGCCUCGGCAUCCUCGGCGCCCUCCUCAUCGAGUGGGACGUCCUAUCACUAGACGAAGUCUGGGAGAUACUACCGCCCGGAGACUACGUCAUGGAACUCGUGGCCAGUCUCCACGCAGUCA
Gregarina niphandrodes is the source of this 2332-nucleotide messenger RNA. RefSeq lists its product as hypothetical. The transcript has 4 exons. Lineage: Eukaryota; Apicomplexa; Conoidasida; Eugregarinorida; Gregarinidae. The record is from RefSeq and is a predicted model, not a curated record. The annotation marks the transcript as partial.